AUUGUUACAGAUCCGCUUGGAAAAGAACAUAUUGGGUCCGAAUGGCCAUGGACCUGUGGAUUUUGGGCUAGUCAUUGCUAAAACCAAUAAAAUCAUUGGAGUAACCAAAGUAAAAGCAAAAGAUUUUAUGCAAGGAAUUGCACAAAAUUUAGUGCAGUGUGAAUCAGCUUUAUCAGAUGACAGUAAAGUUUUUGGAAUCAUUACAGAUUCCCAAAAAUGGUUCUUUUCAGAGUGUUCAUCUGGUAACAAAGGAAAAACACAGUUCAAAUUAUCCAAACCUGUAGUAGUUGUAUAUGGAGAUGAGGAUAUGGAAAGUAGGGUAGGAAAAGUUAUUGGAUAUAUUGCUUGGUUGCUUCAAGAGGCUCUAAAAUCAGAAGAAUUAAAAGAUACAUUCUUGUCUGUUAAUACAAAAAUACAAGAAGUUGAUUGUAUUUCUUCAACAACAUGA
This is a messenger RNA of Entrophospora candida, 448 nucleotides long. Lineage: Eukaryota; Fungi; Glomeromycota; Glomeromycetes; Entrophosporales; Entrophosporaceae. The record is from the annotation of a GenBank genome assembly.